AUAGAAAACUUGUCCAAAAAGACAAGAAAAAUAUUUCAGAAUCCAAAACGAAAACUCCCUUCACUCAUCUCAGUCUCAAUCGGUUAUCAACUCUCGCCGGAGCUAGCAAUUUCGUCCUCAUUACAGAAUCUGAUAAUAUCGGUGUGAAAUGUCUCGAAGAUAUGAUAGCCGCACAACGAUCUUCUCUCCAGAAGGUCGUCUUUACCAAGUAGAGUAUGCAAUGGAGGCCAUUGGAAAUGCAGGAAGUGCAAUUGGGAUAUUGUCAAAAGAUGGGGUUGUCUUGGUUGGUGAAAAGAAGGUUACUUCUAAACUCCUUCAGACUUCAACAUCAACUGAAAAGAUGUACAAGAUCGAUGACCAUGUAGCAUGCGCUGUGGCUGGCAUCAUGUCUGAUGCCAACAUUCUUAUCAACACAGCUAGAGUUCAAGCUCAGCGCUACACUUUUGCAUACCAGGAACCAAUGCCUGUUGAACAGCUUGUACAGUCUCUCUGUGAUACCAAGCAGGGUUACACACAGUUCGGCGGACUCCGUCCCUUUGGUGUUUCUUUUCUCUUUGCUGGGUGGGACAAAAACUUUGGUUUCCAGCUUUACAUGAGCGAUCCUAGUGGCAACUAUAGCGGUUGGAAGGCUGCAGCUGUUGGAGCAAACAACCAAGCAGCACAGUCAAUGUUGAAGCAGGAUUACAAGGAUGACAUCACAAGAGAAGAGGCGGUCCAGCUGGCGCUAAAGGUGCUCAGCAAGACAAUGGACAGCACGAGUCUUACUUCUGAUAAGCUUGAAUUGGCUGAAGUCUUUCUCCUUCCAGGCGGAGAAGUGAAGUACCAGGUUAGCUCACCAGACUCUCUGAGCAAGUUGUUAGUGAAGUUCGGAGUCAACCAACCUACUACUGAAGCCUCGUAAGUUAUUGCAGUUUAAUUUUAGACGUGAAUUUCAGCGCAUUCAGUGUCAAAUUGUGUACUACAUGCCUAUAUUUCCCUAAGUUGUUUGUGCUUUGAUACAACAAAAUUGAAUCUUACUGCAUGUGUUUGACAUUGAUUAUGAUUUAUGAGUUCGAUGAUAUCUAGAUCUGAAAGCAUUUUUGCUGAACA
Mercurialis annua (annual mercury) is the source of this 1089-nucleotide messenger RNA. RefSeq names its product proteasome subunit alpha type-4-like. The transcript is spliced from 2 exons. Gene Ontology annotation, biological process: ubiquitin-dependent protein catabolic process. Gene Ontology annotation, cellular component: cytosol; nucleus; proteasome core complex. Lineage: Eukaryota; Viridiplantae; Streptophyta; Magnoliopsida; Malpighiales; Euphorbiaceae. The coding region runs from base 149 to 901 and encodes 250 amino acids. The record is from RefSeq and is a predicted model, not a curated record.